This is a messenger RNA of Leptomonas pyrrhocoris, 2607 nucleotides long. RefSeq lists its product as hypothetical. The coding region runs from base 118 to 2607 and encodes 829 amino acids. NCBI's taxonomy places the organism in Eukaryota, Euglenozoa, Kinetoplastea, Trypanosomatida, Trypanosomatidae. The transcript has a single exon. Gene Ontology annotation, molecular function: ATP hydrolysis activity; ATP binding. The record is from RefSeq and is a predicted model, not a curated record.
AGAACAGACGCACCGGUGCUGUCGGGUUUCACUAAGCAUUUUGAGGAGACCGACUAAUUGCCACCUGUGCUUGCGGAGCUACCCUCCCCCUCCCCGCUUUCUUUUUAACGCGGGGAAAUGCAUACUUCUGGAAACGAAGGUGCGCGGAUGAGCUCGCCAGCAAACACCUCCCUCCCCACAGACCUUCAGGACUCCCUCUUCUUCGACCCUCCUGCCAUCGACAACUCCUUCGUCAGCACACCGCUGCAGGGGUCGUUGACACGCUCUUACCUCUCCGUCGAUCUCGAAGAGACGAGCGGCGCGGAGACAUCCCCGCAAACGACAGCCGCGGCGUCAUGCACCGACAUCGCAUUGCGCCGCGGACAGGCGUAUCGACGCACCGAUGUAGGCGGCCGUGGUGGUACGACACCGCGUGUGCGCAGCCUCGAGGGCGUCGCGAUGAACAUGCAAACAUAUGUGGGACGUAGCAGACCCGCGACAAGUGCUGCCACCCCCGCAUCGGCGGCUUCAACGCCUGCGUUGACGCGGGCGGUCCUCGCGGAGCACGUGGAGGCGUCGAGCUGGUCGCACCCCCUCACGCCACCCGACUCGCGUGACACUCUCCCGCUCUUGCCAAUGAGGGACUUCGCUACAGCUGCGACGGCGUCGGCGGCGGCAUCCGACACACCACCGGCGGACGCAAAGGCGACCACCCCAACCGCGCUGCGCCCGAGCGAGGACGCGGAGGGCAGCGUGCACGUCGCAACGCGCUCCUCGCGGAUGGAGGAGCCGCUGGAGUCGUUAUUUCUGAGCAGACAGCUCACGGGCAGCGCGGCUGACAGCGGGUUUGAGCUUUCAAUGGAGUCGGUGACGCUGCAGAUCUCAGAGCGCCACUUCUUUCGCGCGCAUCCCAUCACGUACUUGGACGACUGCAGCCUGCACAUUGCACCCGGCUCGAUGCACUGCAUCGCCUCUCUCAAUCCGGCUCACGCGCGAGCCGCACUGGCGGUGCUGGCCGGUGUGGACACCGUCGCGAGCGCUAGAGGGGCGACACUCGCUAACGCGCUGCCGGCGUCGUCGCUGCGGUACCGGCGCCAGGUGGCCUACGUCGCAUCUCUUGACUGCUGCACCGCGGAGGCCACCGUGUACGACAAUUUGGCCUUCGCGACCCGCAUCCGGUACGUGGUCGACGCACCAACGCUGCGGGAGGUGGUGGAGCAGGCGGCCUCCGAGGCUUUUCUGAUGGAUCAGCUGCUCACCCGCGCAUCGGACUUGGGCCCCGCGCAGCGCUAUUUGCUGGCGACGGCGAUGGAGCUCGUGGCGGACCCUACGGUGCUCCUCCUGCAAGACCCGCUCGCUUUCUUUUCGCUGGCUGAGCUGCAGCUGUUCACGCAGCUACUGCGCAGCGUGCGCCGCCGCAACCCCGCCCGCACCGUUGUCUGGUCCGGCUCCGCGAUUCCGUGGACGCUGUUUGACAGCAUCGACAGCCUCACGCUGCUCACCACCGGCGGCAAAACCUUCUACAGCGGAAAUAAAGAGGGCGUUGAGUCGUUUCUCCAGGAAGACUUGGGUAUUCUCCGCGUACCCGGCGAGGAUGUGAUGGACAUCAUGGCGCAAACGGAGGUGGACGUCGUCGCCGUUACCGACUCCACCGUCGCCUUCCGCAACAGCAAGUUUUACCGCGCUGUGCAGCACGAAAUCGAGGCACACCGCACCCGCGUCAGCGCCAAUGCCUUUUCGCAACCACCAGAGCCUCCUCACCCUUCUCCGUCGUACGCCAGCGUGCAGUCCUCGCUGUUGCUGUAUACGCUGCGGCGCAGUGUGCUGGACAAAGCGGCGCUGGUGCCGUGGGUCGGCUUGUUUGUGGUGAUGGUGCUGGUGUGCAUGUUGGUGGCCGCCACGGAUGGCAAGCAGGAGAGAAGUCUUCAAAACACGUGCGGGGUUCUCUUCCUGCUUCUGUCGUGCUCCGUGCAAAUCAACUCCAUCUUCCUCAAGUCGGAGCUGCGGGAUUGGCGGACCUUUCUGAGCUUUCGAAACAAUCUGUGCUUCCCGGUACUGCCCUACUACGUCGCGACCGUCGUGCGGCUUCUUGUGCCGCGGUUGUGCUUUGCAGUGGCGAGCAGCAUAUGCGGUGCAGUCAUCUUUGCUGAAGCAACGGCGGCCUCGUUGAGUGCGAUGAUGUCACUUCUCAGCUUCGCCCACGCCUGCCUGGGCUUGAUCGCGGUGUAUUGGGUCCCCAGGGUGGAGAUGCUCAUGGCGGCGAAUCACCUCUACUACGCCUAUUGUGUGAUUUGCUGCGGAUUUCUGCUGAGCGUCACGCAGAUCCCCGUCUUUUUCCAGGUGUUGUCGCUACUGCGCAUUGCCUACGGUGGGUUGUUGGCGAAGGAGAUUGGUGCGCUGACGUGGUGCGACACCGCCUCUGGCGACGACCUCUCUGGCUCUGCUGCUUCUGACAGCUCUUCUAGUUGUCUCACUGGCCAAAAAUAUCUGACGUUGAUGGGACUGCAGCAGGACAGCCUGGGGCAGUCCGUUUUGGGACUUUCUCUCCUGUCGCUUGUCAUGAUGGCGGCGCUGGCUAUCAGCAUGCACUUGUCACCUAGCGCAAAGCUAUUUUCUUCGUCGUCGUAG